AUGCCUGCUUUCGAUCACCGCUACGCCUUCCAGUGCGUCCUCACAGGAAAGCAGGGCACCGCAGAGGAGCCACUUGUGAGCACAAUUCACAUGCCAAGGACGUGGCCGAAGAAGGCAGAGAUCUACAUUGUGCGGACAGAUGGCAUGUCAUGCUCGCGAGAGACCGUGAGAGCUUCGGGUUGCUUGUCAUUUGCCCACCCCAGCACACAGCAGCAGCUGCUCGUAUGGAGGGAGCGGCCCAGAUGCGUGCUGGUGUUGAAGAAGCUGGGGGACGAGCAGUGGGACAGUUACCUGCGCGUGCUGCGCUACUUGGGAGCCGAGGAGGGCAUGCGCGUCAUUGUGGAGCCCCAUGAGUACCUGAAGCUGGCCCAGCAGAGCGACCUUGACUUCGUGGACACCUACAACCAUGAUGAGGCCGGAAGGUUGCAUCAGCAUGUGGACUUUGUCGUCUGCUUGGGAGGGGACGGCACGAUAUUGCAUGCGUCUUCCCUGUUCCAGAGGGCCAUUCCUCCUGUGGUGUCCUUCUCUGCCGGCUCUCUUGGGUUCCUCACAAAUCUGAGCCUGAAGAAUGUGGAGUCCGACCUGCACGCUGUCAUCUACGGCUGCGAAGAUCUGGACCAGUGCAGCCUUGGAGAAAAGAUGAGUGGGGUGCACAUAACGCUGCGCAUGCGGCUGGAGUGCCGCAUAGUGCGCCAGAACCAGAAAGACAACACGCCCCAGGAGCUGUACGAGGUGCUGAAUGAGGUGGUGGUGGACCGGGGGGCCAACCCUUACCUGGCCAAGAUCGAGUGCUGGGAGCGGGACACCCUCAUCACCAAGGUGCAAGCGGAUGGAGUGAUGUUGGCGACCCCCACGGGGAGUACAGCCUACUCGGUGGCAGCAGGAGGGUCCAUGGUGCACCCCAACGUGCCGGCCAUCCUCUUCACCCCGAUCUGCCCGCACUCCCUCUCAUUCAGGCCGGUGGUGCUGCCAGACUAUGCAGAGUUGGAGCUGCGUAUUCCCGGGGAUGCGCGCUGCCCGGCGUGGGUGUGCUUUGACGGGAAGCAGCGUCAGGAGCUGGCGCGGGGGGACUCUGUGCGCGUGCGCAUGUCGACCAACCCCGUGCCGACCAUCUCCAAGACUGACCAGACGCGCGACUGGUUCGCAUCCCUCGAGCGCUGCUUCGGCUGGAACGACCGCGCCGAGCAGAAGCCGCUCGGCUACAUCAACCGCGGCGACGGCUCAUCCUGA
Coccomyxa subellipsoidea C-169 is the source of this 1230-nucleotide messenger RNA. RefSeq names its product ATP-NAD kinase. The coding region runs from base 1 to 1230 and encodes 409 amino acids. Gene Ontology annotation, molecular function: NAD+ kinase activity. Gene Ontology annotation, biological process: NADP+ biosynthetic process; NAD+ metabolic process. The record is from RefSeq and is a predicted model, not a curated record. Lineage: Eukaryota; Viridiplantae; Chlorophyta; Trebouxiophyceae; Coccomyxaceae. The transcript has 8 exons.